AUGAAUCAUAACCCCCUCCUCCUCCUCCUCCUCCUCCUCCUCCUCAUCCCUUCAUUUCUAGCGGCUACAUAAUCUGGAGAGCUCCAUAACCAUGUGUUAUUCACAGAGCCCCCAACCCUUCCACUGGCUUUCUAUCAAUGUUUAACUAAAAUCCUCCUUAUAUUACAUCCACCCCCUCCUUCACCUGAAAACCCAAGCCUUUUUACCUUUCUCCUGAUUGGCACACUCUCUUCCGAGACUUGAACUUGCGCGCAGCCAAGAGAGACACGCUAUGUGUCUUUAUCUAUUGUGUGAGGCACAAUAUUGUGUUGUUGUUUGGCAGCGUUCGACCCUGAGGUCACUUAUUAUUGUUUUCCCCCCAAAUGGUGCUUCCUGCCUGGGUUGGUGAGGCCUUCACAUGUCUUGCCUCCCCCUGAACUCCUCAUAGAAAGACCAGAUGGUGGCUUUAUGGCAGAAAGGGUGCACCACUAGUGUUUGUCUUUCUGCUCAGACAAUUGGCCAGGCUUCACUCUCGUUGCCAAACGCUUUUUUUCCCCUUUUUUUGAAAAUGCAAAUCUGUAUACAGUAAGAAAAUUAAGAUAACAGAAUGAGAAAAUAAGAUGCUAAAUUAAAAUAUCACUUGCGUUUAAAAGAUUUAAAUUCUUAAACAGUAUUAAGAACACUAAAUGAUUGUUAACCUGUUUACAUUGUCAUGCUAUUAGGAACUACUGGCCCUCCAAGCAUCAUUUAUUUUUGUUUUCAGUUGUUGAUUGAUAUAGCUUCGUUUUAGCUAUAAAUAUGUGUCAAAAUGUCAAUGUUUCAAAAAUGAUCUUUUUUAACCAUACUGAAGAGCAUAUGCAUCUACUGCACCUGUGCGUAUACAUAUAUAAGCAUAUAUCUAAAAUAAAUGUAAUUUGUUUUUUUGUAGCCAAGCAUAACAGUAUUCUUUUCAACUGCUGUUGCACUUCGGCACAAAGGAACGUUUCUUGUCUGCUUUUGUUUCAGUCGGCAAGCACAGUGCACUGAAGUGUGGAUGUCUAUUCUUUAUGCUAAGUGUUUGGAUCUAUGGCAGUUUGAAAAGACUUACCAACAUGCCUCUGAAAACAUUUAUAUUUUGUCAGAGGGCCCAGAGCACUAUUCGUUCUACCGUUCAUUUUGGAUUCUAAGAUGACCGUUUCACUCCCAGAUACAACUAAAAGCCUUGUAGCACCAUGCUGGUUUUGUGUUGCUAUUUACAUGUAUUGCCUUAAGAUAUAGGUUAAACCAUUGUUGUCUAAAUAAUGUUCACUGCUCUGGAAACUCUCCAAUGUGUGUUGAAAUAGCUUGAACCCCAAAGUCAACAUGAUACACUUAACAAGGACUUUUGGAGGACUUCUACAAGACUCGAUUAAGUAAAUAAACAGCGAGCUAGCUAGCUUAAUAGAAAAACGCAGGUAUUCCAUCACAACAAAGACAAAGAUAUAGUAUGGUCUAGCAUCAAAUGUCCUGCAAUAAACUACAUGAAAUUGUUGUAUUGUAUACGUGCACAUUAACAGCCACAUUUCGCCGCGUUUUAACAGUUACAUUGCAAUCUAUUACCAAGCUGUACAAUAAAUACUAAUAAAUUUUGAAAGAUAAGCUCUUGCACUUAUCUGUUGAACACAUCAUCCGACACCACUGUGACAUCUCUUGUUUUUCAGUUUUAAAAGAUGUAUUACAGUGAAAAGUUCACGCUGCUCAGCGAGGUCCAACAAUGAGAGCAGUGUUACACGGAGUUGAGAAACACGAGGACAGUCCGCAGGCUCACAGUAUGCAAUAUGCAUGCAAGGGCCACCGAGAAGCGUACACAUGAGAAUCACAGUGAUGUGUGCUGUCUUUCAAGGGUCUGACAAAAAGAAAUAUGCAGCCCACUUGCAUGGAGAUAUCAUAAUCAUGUCUAUGUGACGCAGAUUAAAGAGAAAUUCUGCAAAAUGACCACAGACAUCAGCGGCCGUCUUCCACUCAAUGUCUAUGUCAUCAUUCUUGGGAUUGGUCUCUUCAUCUUCAUGUUGAGCAUGAUCUUCUGUUGCUACCUGUUCAGACUGAGGCGACAGGGCACACAAGAACAAUAUGGAUAUAAUGAGGUCAUUCUAAAAGGUCCAGGGAAAAAGUUGAGCCUUCUUGGACAGACCUGUGCAGUUUGCCUGGAAGAGUUUCGGAGCCGGGAUGAACUAGGAGUGUGCCCCUGUUCUCACGCAUUUCACAAGAAGUGUCUGGUGAAGUGGCUGGAAAUUCGUAGCGUCUGCCCCAUGUGCAACAAGCCCAUCUGCAGGCUCCAGCCAGAUCCCCCGCAGGGGGCCGAGGGGCCCCAGAACCCCCUGGAGGUGUGACAGAAGAGAUAGACAGGCUUUCACACACCUAAGAACAGCGUUAAAAAACACCAGGGCGGACGGACUAGUCCCUAAUUCACAACAAACCGCCCCUGUCCACCAAUCACCAGAUUUCUCCUGCAUAGAUGGGGGGAGGGAGGGGAAGCGGGAUUUUCCCAGUGCGACUGAACUGAUGUGCCGUGUGUUCUUGGUCAUAAUGUAGCUUGCAGCACGAUAAAUUGAUGCCUUGUGGACUCCAAACACUGGAGACAAACAAAUAUUCAGACCAGGACGGUUGCACAGAAACAUGAGGUCUGAGUUGACACUGUGCAAUGUGUGUGAAUUUACAGAAGUCCUCCUCUAAGAGAGACUGCGGUCACUAUUAUUACUAUAAAGAGUCAUGUUUAGGAAGGCCCAGUUACAGAAUGCAAAGUGAGGGAGCAGCUCAGAGUCUUGACCGUAAGGAUCAGGGAGCUCAUGGGAUUUAACUCUUGCCAAUACUUUGACGUUUGACACUCAUAAAUGUGUUUGUUUGGAGUCACGGAGGUGUUCUGAGUGCUAAAGGGAGCUCAUGGUCUCGAUGAGAACCCAUUAAGGGAUGCAGGAGCCUCAGAGCCAGAUUGGAUGAAAUUUGGUCUAAUUUAAAUUAAGGUGGAUGUUUUGUACUGUACAUUGCUCUUAAUAAAAUGUAAAGUUUCUGUGAUGGAA
This is a messenger RNA of Puntigrus tetrazona (Sumatra barb), 3014 nucleotides long. Its product is annotated as RING finger protein 122. The coding region runs from base 1929 to 2327 and encodes 132 amino acids. Gene Ontology annotation, cellular component: endomembrane system. Lineage: Eukaryota; Metazoa; Chordata; Actinopteri; Cypriniformes; Cyprinidae. The transcript is spliced from 6 exons. Gene Ontology annotation, molecular function: zinc ion binding; ubiquitin protein ligase activity. The record is from RefSeq and is a predicted model, not a curated record.